Humulus lupulus (European hop) is the source of this 1366-nucleotide messenger RNA. RefSeq names its product protein TIC 22, chloroplastic-like. Gene Ontology annotation, cellular component: chloroplast. The transcript is spliced from 8 exons. Bases 37 to 936 code for a protein of 299 amino acids. NCBI's taxonomy places the organism in Eukaryota, Viridiplantae, Streptophyta, Magnoliopsida, Rosales, Cannabaceae. The record is from RefSeq and is a predicted model, not a curated record. Gene Ontology annotation, biological process: protein transport.
ACAUUAAUACUUCUCUGUCUCUCUCUUCUCAUAUGGAUGUGGAAGCAAGAGCAAACUACAGCUAAAGAGCUUUCUUCGCACUCUUCAAUGGAGUCUCCAAAACCCUACGCCUCAUCCUCAAACCCUCUCCUCUCACUCUCCACCUUCAUACACCAGCAAUGCCUCCGUCUCGGUGCCGACCUCUCCACCCGACUCCAAGACACCAAGCGAUUCGCCGAAACCGUAACCGGAAAUUGGCCCAAUAGGAGGCGCUUCCGUCUCUCACCACUACCACCUCUUCCGCCAUUUGCCUCCUUAACUCAGCCCAAGCCACCCAUGGCUGCCGCUUUGGCCUCCGAUCGUGUGGCCAAGACUCUCACCGGCACCGCUGUUUACACCGUUAGCAAUUCGAAUAAUGAGUUCGUUCUCAUUUCGGACCCUGAAGGAGUCAAAUCCAUUGGCUUACUCUGCUUCCGCCAGGAGGACGCCGAAUCGUUUCUUGCUCAAGUUCGGCUGGGGCGAAGAGAACUGAGAAGUGGUGCUAAAGUUGUCCCCAUUACGCUUGAUCAGGUAUAUAUGUUGAAGGUUGAAGGAAUAGCAUUUCGGUUUUUGCCUGAUCCAGUUCAGAUAAAAAAUGCUCUUGAGCUCAAAGCAACUGAUCUCAAAAAUGGAUUCGAUGGAGUUCCUAUUUUCCAGUCGGACCUACUGGUUGUGAAGAAGAAAAACAAGCGUUAUUGCCCAAUAUACUUUACUAAGGAAGAUAUUGAUAGGGAGCUCUCUAAGGUCUCUAGGUCAUCAAGAGGACCAGGGGUUUCUCAAAAUAUCAUGGUUGGUAGUCUUGAAGACGUUUUAAGAAAAAUGGAGACGAGUGAAAAGAACUCUGGCUGGGAAGAUUUGAUUUUUAUUCCACCCGGAAAAAGUUACUCCCAGCACAUUCAAGAUGUGAGUAAAAAAUGAAGAUACACAGCAUAGCUUCAACUUACAACAACAUCAAAACAGUGAGACAGUGGCACAUUCCGAUGGCUCGCAGCGAAGCAGGUGAAGCAUCAUUCCUCCCUCUCUCUUUUUCUCAUUCACUUUCGCAUAACAAUGCAAAAUCUUUGACGCAUGCAGCUGGUAUCGAAAUUUUGGAAAUGAAAAUAAAACUUCAUACUUGACAACAGUUGUGGAAGUCAGUGAAAUUCCGAAAUUGGACUAACUGCCCAAAUUUGUUAUACUGUAUCUGUACAGUUUAACUGAACUUAAACCGUUCUGGAUUUCUUAUUUUACAUUUUUUGUAUGGAGUAGAAUUCUAAAUUAAAGUAUUUUCUACUUAAACUCUUCUCCUAUAUAUACACCUCUAAAUGCCAAUGCUUUAUUCCACUGCUGUGGGAAUCAAGAUUAGUUA